CCCGCCCCUCGGCCUCGUCCAUCGCUUCCUGGCGCAGGGGAGGCCAGCGAAGCGGCGGCGUCCCCCGCUCCUCCGCGCGAGUGGUGCCGCUCCUCUGGUGACCUGCCAAGGGCAGCCGGCGGCGGCGGCGGAGUCUGCUGCGGCGGGACGGUCGGUCGGUCGGUCGGAGGCUUCGCGUGUCGGCCUGGCCAUGGCUUCGCUGCUGUGCUGCGGGCCGAAGAUGGCCGCCUGCGGGAUCGUGCUCAGCGUCUGGGGGGUCAUCAUGCUGGUGCUCCUGGGCCUCUUUUUCAACGUCCACUCCGCUGUCCUGAUUGAAGACGUUCCUGCCACCGAGAAGGAGUUCACGUCCGGGGUAACCGCGAUCCACGCGCUGUACGACCAAGUCAGCUACAACUGCUUCAUUGCCGCCGGCCUCUAUUUCAUCCUGGGGGGCUUCUGCUUCUGCCAAGUGCGCCUCAACAAACGGAAGGAGUACCUGGUCCGCUAAUGGCCGCUUCCUCCGCUGGAGCCCCUUCCCCGCUCCCCUUCCACGGACUCCCCCUGGGCAGGGGCCCCGGGGAAGGGAAGGGCUCUCCGUGGCUCUGUGGAGCCCCUUUUCUUACGCCGGCCCCCUCCGCAUCCGCUCUGCCCUUGGUUCCCUUUAUUUAAACCCCAGGAAGAGGUCAGUUGGCACCGCCCUUCCUCUGUUGCCCUGCGGCUGACCAAAAGAGAACGGCCAUGUUGUGUAAAUAGCCGAGGUGUUCUCCCUCCCCCUCCCCCCCCAUUGGCAUCUUCCUGGCUCCAAGGUUGGGCCUCCAUUGCCCGGUUUGCCAGCAGCCAGUCCUCCCCGGUUUGAGCCGUCUCCGUGCUCUCUCUGUUUUGUCUUGAUCGUGAUGCUUUGCCCAGGCCGCUCCCCGGGGCUGGAAGGAACGGGCGUGCGGAGGCAAGGAAGCCUCUGACCCGGGGAGGGGGCUGCCAUGGGGCACCCCUCUUCCUGCCUCCUCCCGGGGGAAGGAAAGGCUCGGGGGGGGGCCCUGCGGGGGGGUUGCGUGGGUGUGUCAGCCCUGCUCCGAUACCCGCGUUGCCGGUGCCCGGAAGAGUCGUGUGUGCAAUAAACAACCUUGGAUGUGG
Messenger RNA from Pantherophis guttatus, 1110 nucleotides. RefSeq names its product ribonuclease K (gene RNASEK). The record is from RefSeq and is a predicted model, not a curated record. Gene Ontology annotation, biological process: nucleic acid metabolic process. Gene Ontology annotation, molecular function: RNA endonuclease activity. NCBI's taxonomy places the organism in Eukaryota, Metazoa, Chordata, Lepidosauria, Squamata, Colubridae.